This is a messenger RNA of Verticillium dahliae VdLs.17, 1406 nucleotides long. Its product is annotated as G2/mitotic-specific cyclin-B. NCBI's taxonomy places the organism in Eukaryota, Fungi, Ascomycota, Sordariomycetes, Glomerellales, Plectosphaerellaceae. Gene Ontology annotation, biological process: mitotic cell cycle phase transition; regulation of cyclin-dependent protein serine/threonine kinase activity. Gene Ontology annotation, cellular component: centrosome; cyclin-dependent protein kinase holoenzyme complex; cytoplasm. The coding region runs from base 130 to 1341 and encodes 403 amino acids. The record is from RefSeq and is a predicted model, not a curated record. The transcript has 3 exons. Gene Ontology annotation, molecular function: cyclin-dependent protein serine/threonine kinase regulator activity.
ACCGCAUCUUCACUCUCUAAAACUGUCUGCCUUCCUGCCUUCGACCUCAAAAGCUUCCUGGAGAACUUGACGAGUCCACCCUUUGACCUCAACAACAAACACCUCUUUGACCCAUCCGCCUUGCCCAGCAUGGCGUUCUAUCAACAGGCACAGGCACAGCAGCCUGACGUUGCCUUCUUCACCGAGAUGAUGGACGAGCCCCAACGUCCUCGCAUGGGAACCAGAGACGCCGCCAAGAUGAUCGCAAGGCAACGACAAGAAAUCAUCGCCAACGAACUGUCUCGAUUGGCAGGUGACGAGUACCUCGAAGAUAUCAUGAAGCACAUGAGGCACAUGGAGGACGAGACUUUGCCCGAUGCGAACCUGAUUGAUAUGCAGCGCGAGAUUCAGUGGUACAUGAGGCCGUACCUCAUCGACUUCCUCAUUGAGGCCCAUGCUGCCUUCGCCCUUCUCCCGGAGACCCUGUUCCUCACUGUCAACCUUCUCGACAGGUACUGUUCCAAGAGAGUCGUCUACAAGCAGCACUACCAGCUUGUCGGAUGCGCCGCGCUUCUCAUUGCCGCCAAGUACGGAGACAAGAAGGAUCGCGUCCCCCAGAUUCACGAGCUCAACAACAUGUGCUGCGGACUCUACGACGCUGGCAUGUUCACUCAGAUGGAGAUGCAUGUGCUCAACACGUUGGAAUGGACGAUUGGUCACCCAACCGUGGACUUCUUCUCGCAACUGAUUGUAGCAGAGGAGCAUGACAGGGUCGAGGUUGAACACAUGGCCGCAUACAUUUGCGAGAUUGCGCUGUACCACCGCGAUUUCGUUUCAUCAAAGCCCUCGGUCAUGGCGCGCUCAUCACUAGCCCUGGCCCGCGCCAUCCUGGGUGAGCCUGAGGUCAACGAUGGCGAGUGGGAUCACGUCGACAAUAUCACGUUGCUGACUCUCUCUCAACACCUUCACCAGCCUCCGUCGCCCUCUGUUGUAGAACCGGAUUCAACGGCUGAAUCCGGCAAGCCUCUUUUUCUCUUCUUGCACAAACAACACGCGGAAACCGACAUGGACAACGGUUCAGACUGUAGGAUCAGCGCACACGGUCCAGUGGAGGAAGCCUCGGUGAGAAUCAGGGACGGGCAGGGGCGACAGCCGCAGACGGAAUAUGCGCUUGCUGUUGCAAGGGGGAAGGAAGCGUAUGGCCGGCCCAAGGACGCCGGCCAGUGGUGGCAACACUUUCUGGCCACUAAUAUCUUGGAGGACCGGCCACUUGAACAUAUGGGAAGGAUAUUUGCGGCGGCUCGUCUGCUGGGAUACGGCAGGGAGCUUGCGGGCUGCAGGAGGCGCCAUUCAUGCGUUUAGGACGGAAGCGAACAACUUUCGCCCAAGAACGGACGGAUAGGAGAGAGCGGGCUCACAGUUGAGCU